Messenger RNA from Aspergillus costaricaensis CBS 115574, 678 nucleotides. Its product is annotated as 60S ribosomal protein eL13. The coding region runs from base 1 to 678 and encodes 225 amino acids. The record is from RefSeq and is a predicted model, not a curated record. Gene Ontology annotation, molecular function: structural constituent of ribosome; RNA binding. Gene Ontology annotation, biological process: translation. NCBI's taxonomy places the organism in Eukaryota, Fungi, Ascomycota, Eurotiomycetes, Eurotiales, Aspergillaceae. The transcript has 5 exons. Gene Ontology annotation, cellular component: cytosolic large ribosomal subunit; ribosome.
AUGGCGAUCAAGCACAACAACCAGAUUCUCAACCAGCACUUCCACAAGGACUGGCAGCGUCGUGUCCGCGUGCACUUCGACCAGCCUGGCCGCAAGCACCGCCGUCGUGAGGCCCGUCUCGCUAAGGCCGCCGCUGUUGCUCCUCGUCCGGUUGACCAGCUGCGCCCCGUUGUGCGCUGCCCUACCGUCAAGUACAACCGCCGUGUCCGUGCUGGCCGUGGUUUCACCCUUGCUGAGCUGAAGGAAGCUGGUAUCCCCAAGAAGCUCGCUCGCACCGUCGGUAUCGCCGUUGACCACCGCCGUGUCAACUACUCCAAGGAGUCGCUCGUCGCCAAUGUUGCUCGCCUCCAGGACUACAAGGCUCGCCUGAUCCUCUUCCCCCGCAAGAGCGGUCAGUUCAAGAAGCUUGACUCUUCCGCUGAGGAGGUCAACGCUGCCAAGGCUGCUUUCGCCGAGGGCAAGACCGAGGGCUUCGCCACCCGUGUCGGUGGUGCCCUCCCCAUCAAGAACGCCACUCUCGCUGAGGCCGUCACCGAGGUCAAGCGUGACGACCUCCCCAAGGGUGAGGAGGCUGCUUACCGCCGGCUGCGUGAGGCCCGCAGCGAGGCUCGCUACAAGGGUAUCCGGGAGAAGCGUGCUAAGGCCAAGGCUGAUGAGGAGUCUGCCGCCAAGAAAUAG